Messenger RNA from Pecten maximus, 1068 nucleotides. RefSeq names its product cytochrome c, testis-specific-like. The transcript is spliced from 3 exons. Gene Ontology annotation, biological process: mitochondrial electron transport, cytochrome c to oxygen; mitochondrial electron transport, ubiquinol to cytochrome c. NCBI's taxonomy places the organism in Eukaryota, Metazoa, Mollusca, Bivalvia, Pectinida, Pectinidae. Gene Ontology annotation, molecular function: heme binding; electron transfer activity. Bases 1 to 396 code for a protein of 131 amino acids. The record is from RefSeq and is a predicted model, not a curated record. Gene Ontology annotation, cellular component: mitochondrial intermembrane space.
AUGGCAUAUAAUUAUAUAAAGGAGUAUCGGGAAGGGAGUACAGUGUAUUUAUUUACUUUUAACAGGCCACAAAAGGUUGGUCCAGGUGAUGCAGAGAAAGGCAAGAAAAUAUUCAUGCAAAAGUGUGCCCAUUGCCAUACCUUGGAAAAGGGUGGGUCUAACAAGGUUGGGCCAAACCUUCAUGGACUGUUCGGGAGGCAGACGGGUUCAGCAAAAGGCUAUAACUACAGCCCAUCAAAUAUGUAUAAAGGUAUCAUUUGGAAUGAGCACAUGUUGUUUAUGUAUUUAGAAGAUCCAUUAAGAUUUAUACCUGGGACAAAGAUGUUUUUCAAUGGACUGAAAAAUGCCCAGGAUAGAAACGAUAUGAUAGCCUUUCUCAAGGAAGCAACUUCCUGACAGACCAGAGAAAAUAUCUUUUAUUUAUGUGCUACUUUAACUGUGUUAUACAGACUGGAGGCUGAUUUUGAUAUAUCAGCUUGGAUGCAUUGUAGACUGUAGUUCAUGUACUCAUAACUGCCUCAAGUUUGAUGUUUCCAUGCAAUAUAGUACGUGUUAAUAUUGUCAUCCGCUGGAAUAUUCUAUGGAGUCUUAACAAUAUCGCUUAACAUCUUUGAGGUUACAAGAAGUGUAAGCCAUAUUCAUCCGAGUUAAAAGGAUAUGUACUUUUAAAAAAUGCAGUAAGCAUUGGAACAAGUUAGUGUGAAAAAGGAAAACAUUUGGAGGCAUCUGUAAAAUCUCGGAUGAGGAAACCCGGAACAGGAAUGGCCCCAAUCUGCAAUGAGCAGACAUAAAUUGAAAAUAUUUGGGAAUUUUUAUUCAAAAUAUCUUGAAAUCUUUUCAAAAUCAAUAUUAUCAUGAUGUGAUAAAAAUAACUAUUUUGCUGUCACCCUUAUCAGUGGGUCACUUGGCACAAUUUCCCAAAUGGAGACCAUAUACAUGUACCUGUAUAUCUCUGUUACAUAAUUCUUAUUGUAUUUUAUUGUAUUUCCAGUUCCUCUUAUAUACAUUGUAUAUUAUGUGAUUGUAUUUGUAUUUUUUGUGUUUUGAUAUAGGGGCGGAUUGCCUCGA